This is a messenger RNA of Haliotis rufescens (red abalone), 5074 nucleotides long. RefSeq names its product transcriptional repressor p66-alpha-like. Lineage: Eukaryota; Metazoa; Mollusca; Gastropoda; Lepetellida; Haliotidae. The coding region runs from base 287 to 2428 and encodes 713 amino acids. The transcript is spliced from 4 exons. Gene Ontology annotation, cellular component: NuRD complex. The record is from RefSeq and is a predicted model, not a curated record. Gene Ontology annotation, biological process: negative regulation of transcription by RNA polymerase II.
GUUUGCGCCGUGCCGAGCCAGGGGAGAACCCCAUACAUGAAGAUGAACAGAAGGAAGCCAUGUUGAAAGGAAAGAUGGAGAGAAAAGAACAAUGAGGUGAAUUUGAUUGCGGAUUGACGCCGGAGGUACUCAUUAACGCUCUCGGAGACAUAUUUGAGGCGUGCGAAACACGCCGUGCAGUGAUUCGCGGGUCGAUUGGAGACGGUCGGGCACGAGUGCUCCGUGGAAACUGAAACUUUACCCUGUCUACCCAUCGUGAAGUGGAUUGUUCUGAUCGGUGACGGCCAUGGAUGCAAGUACACCUGAUGAAACUAAGAAUGCUGAUGAAACUGGGGAGGCUGAGGCCUGCGUCCCUGAUGAUGAUGUGAAAGAGGAGGACGUAGCCGUUGUGGAGACAAGUCGGAAGCGAUCAUCGCCGGACGAUGAGGACGAUGAGGAUGAGGAAGAGAUGCCAGAGAAGAGGGCCAGAUUGGAGGAUACAGAUUCUACAGAGGCAGUAGGAAGUAUUGGCGACCCCAAGAAGGAAGAUAUAUCAGAAAAUCCCGAUGAAGAAGUGGUAACUCCUGCUGGAGAGACGUCAGUACCGCUUGAUGAAGACACGGAUGUUGCUACCAACGCAAAAGAUGAAGCAGAACCUGCCAAUGCUAACAAAGCUGUAAAUCCCGAUGAAGAAUCAUCAAAAGACAAAGAUAUUGUCAAAACUGAAAGUCCUCAAUCAGUGUCUGAUGAUGACAUGACUGGGCCAAAGAAAGAAGACGAUGUGAAGGAUGAAAAGACAUCCACACAUGACACACAGGAGAAAAGCAGUGCUACGAAUGAAGAUGAUGGUGGGCCAUCGAAGGAGGCGCCAAGUAAGGAAGUUGUGGAAGAUUUAACAGUUAAAGUGACUAAUUCUGUGAAACAUUCGGAGGAACAAAGAUACACUGAUUCUCCAGCACAAAAUGGGAAUGAUGAUGCCUCCACGGUGAAAUCAGAUGAUAGUGAGAAAGAAAAUAUUAGGAUACCGGAGAACCCUGUAGAUUUGACUGCACCAAAGAAAAGUGGGUCAGAUAUUAUUACAUUGUCUGAUGAUGAAGAUGAGGAUGCUAAAAUGCCAAAUGGAAUAGUAUUUAAAGAACCAACUGAAGAGGAACUAAGACACAGACGCAGGCUUAUUAAAAGACUGCAGGGUGAACUUCGCAAUGAAGAAGCUAAACUGGUCCUACUGAAGAAAUUGAGACAAAGCCAACUGUCCCAUCAGCUUCAAGAUCAUCCACCAGAACGUACAAAGCCUCCUAGCUCUAGCAGACAGAGCAAUAGUGGACCACCACCUCUAGUCAGGGGCGGACAGCAGAGUUCUUCCUCCAAGAUGGUACCACACAAUGGUCAUGGGCCACCAAUGAGGGGACAACAAAUUUCGCAGUCCUCUCGCUCCCAGAUGCAUGGACCACCACCUUUAGUCAUGGCUCCAAGAAUGGGCAACAGUCACAGUCACCUGAUGACUCACGGCAUGAGAGGAGGCAUGGUGCCUGGAGGAACUCCUCCAAGUCUGAUUUCUGGGUUCCGUAGCAUGUCGCAGCAGCAGGCCCAUAGACAGAGGGAGCAGCAGCAGCAACAACAACAACAGCAGCAGCAACAGCAACAACAGCAGGAGGAGGUGCAGACACCAGCUCAGAGACAGGCAGCAGCCAAACUGGCUCUACGCAAACAGCUAGAGAAGACAUUGCUACAGAUACCACCACCCAAACCACCACCACCAGAGAUGAACUUCAUUCCCAGCCUGUCCUGCCCUGAUUUUGUUUUGUUGCUGGGUUUAGAAGAAGUGGUUAAUUACAUCAUUGAUUCUCAGCUGAUUGCCCGGGGAGAGAAGAACCCUGAUGAGAAAUUUGUGUGUAACCCCUUCUCGUGUGUGCAGUGUAACUCCGACUUCACUCCAGUCUGGAAAAGAGAGAAGCCAGGUUCUAAAAACGUUAUCUGUGAACACUGUGUUACAUCAAACCAGAAGAAGGCGUUGAAGCAGGAACACACAAAUCGUUUGAAGAGUGCCUUUGUUAAGGCUCUGCAACAGGAACAGGAGAUCGAGCGGAUGCAGGCUCAGAGUGUGAAUGAGCCCCCGACACCGAGGUCAAGCACAACCACCACUGCCUCAACCCCCGUGUCUACAACACCUCUUGGUCUAGUGUCCAGUUCUGCCAUGGGUCUCUCCACAAACUCACCAAUGAACCUCACACCCUCCUACAAGCCUAGUCAGGAGCAGUUGCGACAACACCAAAAUUUCAUCCAGGCUCAUCAAGCCCAGCUAAGAGCAGGACAACCUCUCGGACUACAACCCUUUGGACACCGCGGACCUUUCCCAUACCAGAUCCCAUUCACCAAACCUUCGGACCUACAACGACAAUAUUUGCUGGACCUCAUACCUCGAGGAGGAGCCAUGUCAUGGAAAUCAUGAAGAUGAUACGUUAUUUAUUGAUAGAAGCUGUUCUCAGAACAAACAACAAGACAAAUCAGUAACAUCAAUCAUGAAUCAGUGACAAUAACUUCGAAGAAGUUUAUGACUAAAGGCAGAUUGUCUGCAAUUUGUAGAAAAAUUCCAUUCAGAUAUAAUUCUGUUGUGACGUAGCACUAAUAAUCAUGGAAGUGUGUGUGUGUUGAAAUUACUUGCUGCUUAAAACAGACAUCGUCAUUUGUAGUUAUUCUCAAGAUAUAUAUAUAUCACUGACAGGGUACCACAGGAUGACUGGAAACUCGGCUGAUGAAUAUCAUGUACCCUGCACCAUCACUCAUUGUCCUUUGUCAAAUCAUGCUUUCAUAGUGAACUCACCGUAAUAACUGUAGUGGACUUGGCCAUACUCUGGGACAGUAACCGUCUGUAAAUUCAUUAAUUUCUGAUCACACGAUUCCGUUGUUGUGUUCAGUUCACCUUGUGUCCUGGGACCGGAAGCAGGGAACCACCCUCUACAGUGACUCCUGUUGUACAAGCCUGUAUAUGACACUAUCACAGUGAAUAUGUUAUUUAUGCUGUGUUUGUGGCCACUGUUCCUGCCGGCAUUUGGUGAUAUGUUUAAUAAGCAAUGUUGGACUCCCAACUUAUCGGGGCUACCGGUCCGGAUUUCUUAUGAUUUGGAGCUGGGGCGAUUCACUUGAAUAAUGGAAGUUUGUGAUACAUAAAGGAUGACUUAUAUGUAUCAGUAAAGGAUUUAAUUUUGCAAAUUCACUCUGGUAAUGAAAACUAUUGAUGGAAAUAGAUUCACUGAUGAUAGACUCAUCCAGAAAUCCUUUUUUUUUUUGGUUUCUUUCAUUUUCGAGUUAUGUAUUUAUUUCACUUAUAAUUCAUGUAAGUUGAGACAUUUUAGUUAAAUGUCACGUUGUAGCAAGGUUUUUCCGGUGAUAUAUGUGAGCUUAUUCUGGUACUUCAAGGCAUCACAUCUUAUCUAUCGUAUUCAUACUGCUUAUAUUAUUUUACAAAACAAAGACGUGUUUGUUAAGUUAAGAAAAUGGUGAUAUUUGGUUUAUGGUAUCUUUGAUUGAUAGUACCAUCUGAUCAGUAAUCUUGUUUUAGUUGAUUACACUAGUGGCUCUUCAGGCACUGGCUUGAUUUAGCACAUUCAAACUGAGUGGAACCAAUUUUGUAUUGAUGGUAUUGCUAGGGUCAUUGCUGGGUUUGACCUGGGCUGUGAUGUAGCCAUAUGUGACCCUCACAAGGAUUUGCAACAUUCUCAGCAGUAUAUAGCAGAACUGCCUGGCCAGGCGUCAUGCAAUGUAUAGCCCUCGUGACGACGACAUUAGCUUUUAAUGUAUCAUUAUGCCAUAGAUUUGGGUGUCAUAAUCAAUAAGUGCUUGCUCUUUAAUACAAAUAUUCAAUUUGAUAAUUUAUGAGCUAACAAAGCCUUGAACUAUGUACAGACAUGUUGAUGAGUAUGCUGUAGAACUAUAUUCACAGGCACUUCUGUAAAAACCUCUUCAUAAGAGCAUUGUGUGACUGGAACGGUUGGACUUUCUGUGGUAACGUGGUGUUAUCCUAAAAGAGUCACUGCAGCAAUCAUUUAAGUUUAGGUUGUCCAGCAAUGGCUGCAGAUAAGCCAGCCCAACCACAUGGCCCAUGAUGAGAACUUAGAAGUCAUGUAAAUGGUCACCUUAGUGUUCUGGCAGUAUAACAAUUUCAACAGAGGACAGUUCCUUUUCUUACCAGUCUAAACCUCCCAUCUGCGUCUCGGACUUGUCAGUAUAUGAAUCACAGUCACGUUGUGCAGGAAGAAGCCAGUUUGUGUUGUUACCAUGAUUGCUGGGGGACAAUUUUGCAUGGUCCGUUUCCUCAAAACUGUAGGACUUAAUUUGUUUGCAGCUUAGUGUUUUGUUAUAACAUGAGACAUUUGCACUACAAGACAUAGUUCAUGGUGGUCAGGUGUUACCUAAUUGCUCGAUUUAUCAAUCAUCUUAUGACUCGUAACACUUGAUCUUUCAAUAUUUAUUAGCAAAUCACACAAACUUGUGUGUCACUUAAUGAUAUAUUAAAAUAAAUACUCAUCCGAUGCAUUGACAUAUAUUUCCAACUGCUUCAAUCUCAAGGGCACACGUCACUUUGUGUAUCUGAUGCGUCUACCGAUCAUGAUGCUAGCAGUCAUUUGUUGUAAAUAGAUUGUGAGAAUAAUGACUAAUCCUCCUAGAUUCACACCAAAACUGCUAAUUUACAAACUCACUUAAGCAGACCUACAAAUGAGUUCCAUUGAACUGGGUGAACAGUAUCGUUGAGCAUUGACAAAGUAUGCCAUCUGUUUGAACCCUGACCUUCUUGACUACAAUCAAAUUCAAAUCUCGAUGCUGAAUUUUGAUAAAUCAGUAGGUUAACCAGUGUUAUGGUCCGUACUGUUUCAUGACUAGAGUUUCAUGGUGAAUGGGUGAAUCGUACCAGCUCUGUUGAUUUUGUUCUGAUGAGUCUUCCUGCCCCAGCAGUGCAGGGUCAUCAGUUGAUGAAGAUGUGUGUAUAAGUGGGCCACAGCGCCGUCACAGCAGGAUGUUUGGUGCAGAAUAUCAGUAUGCACUUGCAGUUCUGCACAAUGUUCGUAGCUAAGAUGGUGAAUAAAACCUAUUUCUUGCA